CCUACUCCAAACCAACCCUUCUCUGUUUCCUCACUCCAUUUCCUUCCAUUCCCCAUUUUUUUAAUUCCUAUACUCGCCGACACAAACAGUGACUCACACACUUGCAACACAUUUGAGUUCUUCCUUCUACUUCUGCUUCUUCUUCUCUCUCUUAAUAACUCAAGCUUCGAAUCUCCAUCGCACUCUCUGUAGUCUCUGCCCCACUUUUUCUUUAAUGGCAAUGCCCUGCCUUCUUCUUCUUCUUCUUCUGCUGCCUCAUUGCUUCUCCUCAGUCACAUUGGUCUGCGGGUCCAUGGUUCCAUUGCAUGUGCCUCACUGCGCCUAAUCGCCGUCGCGUUGAGACUAGUACAAUGGGUGAUCGCCACUCUGCUCAGCCGUGCUCUGUGACUCUGUUUCUCAUUGAGUUUGUGUUGUUGGGUUUGGUCUUUGCUGCUUUGCCUAGGAUUAGUGGCACCACUGAUGCUUCUGAUGUUCAAGCUCUUCAGGUUAUGUAUACCUCAGUAAACAGUCCUCCUCAGCUAACUAAUUGGAAAAGUAGUGGCGGCGAUCCAUGUGGAGAGUCAUGGAAAGGGGUAACUUGUGAAGGCACAGCUGUUGUUGCAAUAGAGGUUUCUGGAUUAGGACUCAGCGGAACUACGGGAUACUUGCUUUCCGACCUGUUAUCAUUGAGAAAAUUUGAUUUGAGUGACAACAGUUUUCAUGAUACAAUACCAUAUCAACUGCCUCCAAAUCUUACGAGCCUAAAUCUAGCAAGGAACAACUUCAGUGGGAAUUUUCCAUAUUCCAUUUCCACCAUGGUUUCUCUCAAUUACUUGAAUGUUAGCCAUAAUUCGCUAUCCGAGUCAAUCGGAGAUAUUUUUGCUACUCUUGGUAGCCUUGCAACGUUGGAUCUAUCUCUGAACAACUUCUCUGGUGAUAUCCCUGCUUCCUUCAGUUCAUUGUCCAAUCUUUCUGCUCUCUAUGUGCAGAACAAUCAAUUGACGGGUUCUCUCAAUGCUCUUACGGGUUUGCCUUUGACUACUUUAAAUGUUGCCAACAACCAUUUCAGUGGAUGGAUACCCCGAGAGCUUAGCUCAGUUCAUACUUUUAUAUAUGAUGGAAACUCCUUUGACAAUGGUCCUGCUCCUCCACCGCCACCAUAUAACCCGCCUCCCCCAGGAAGACCCAGUCGCAAUCAUUCUGGACCUGGUACACGUCCACAGAGAACUGAUGGAAAAUCAUCUGAAUCGAAGAAAGGAUUGACAGUUGGGGCUUUGGUGGGAAUCAUUGUGGGUUCUGUUUUUGUUGCUCUCAUUCUCCUACUAGCUCUUUUCUUUUGCAUUCGCAAAAAUAAAAGGGAAGGCAGUGUUGCAAGACCUUCGAGCGGAGGUCUCUCUGUUGGCACAAAUAAUGUAAAUACUGAGAUGCAAGAGCAGAGGGUAAAAAGUGCAUCUGCUGUAACUGAUCUCAAGCCCCCACCGGCAGAAAUAUUGGUGGUUGAUAGGUUACAUGGAAAAAAUGGAUCAAUAAAAAGAAUAAAAUCACCUAUCACUGCUACUCCUUAUACUGUUGCCACUCUCCAAACAGCAACAAAUAGCUUUAGUCAAGAAUUUCUUGUUGGUGAAGGUUCCCUUGGUCGUGUUUACCGAGCUGAGUUCCCCAAUGGAAAGAUGAUGGCCAUUAAGAAAAUCGACAAUGCAGCACUAUCUCUACAAGAGGAGGAUAACUUUCUUGAAGCUGUUUCAAAUAUGUCGCGCUUGAGGCAUCCAAACAUCGUUACACUGGUUGGAUAUUGUGCAGAACAUGGACAGCGUCUUCUAGUUUAUGAGUAUAUAGGAAAUGGGAGCUUGCAUGACAUACUUCAUUUUGCUGAAGAUGGCACUAACACACUGACAUGGAAUGCCCGUGUUAGGGUAGCACUUGGCACUGCUCGAGCUUUAGAGUACUUGCAUGAGGUGUGCUUACCUUCAGUUGUACAUAGAAACUUCAAGUCAGCAAAUAUUUUACUUGAUGAAGAGCUCAAUGCCCAUCUAUCUGACUGUGGCUUAGCUGCUCUAACGCCAAACACAGAGCGACAGGUUUCAACUCAGAUGGUAGGCUCAUUUGGUUAUAGUGCUCCUGAGUUUGCCUUGUCUGGAGUAUACACUGUAAAAAGUGAUGUCUACAGCUUUGGGGUGGUGAUGCUAGAGCUGUUGACUGGUCGCAAGCCACUAGACAGUGCAAGGGCAAGGUCAGAACAAUCACUUGUAAGAUGGGCUACUCCCCAACUCCAUGAUAUAGAUGCUCUAGCAAAAAUGGUUGAUCCUUCCCUAAAUGGCAUGUAUCCGGCGAAAUCUCUUUCACGCUUCGCUGACAUCAUCGCCCUUUGUGUUCAGCCGGAACCUGAAUUUCGGCCUCCCAUGUCUGAAGUUGUGCAAGCGCUGGUCCGCUUAGUGCAAAGAGCUAGUAUGGUCAAAAGACGUUCAAGUGAUGAAUCUGGUUUUGCAUACAGGACCCCUGAUCAUGAAGCAAUUGACAUGUCAUUUUGAGUGUCCGUGCCAUCCAUUGUCUUAUAAUUUUUUUUUCCUUAGUAUGCGGGUUGCCAAUUCGAACUCGAGCUAGCAUGGCGGAGGAGAAGAAUGCAUUUUCAACCACACCAGUCGGUAAUGGUGUCUCAGCCAUCUUAGACUUGUUGACAUUUGCAGUAUAUUUAUAUACACAGUUUGGAGUAGGCAGGGUUGGAUGAAACACGGAAACUAUGAGGAAUAUCCGAUAUGUUCUCAAACUAGGUGAAAAAGAUAUGUAAUUAUAAUUCACAUUCUGCACAUAAUAUUAUGCCUAUAAACACACUGUCAAACACUGCAUUGCAAAUAUUAAAAUUAACUUUUCAAUACUUUUA
This is a messenger RNA of Rosa chinensis, 2857 nucleotides long. RefSeq names its product protein STRUBBELIG-RECEPTOR FAMILY 8. The coding region runs from base 306 to 2507 and encodes 733 amino acids. Gene Ontology annotation, molecular function: protein binding; ATP binding; protein kinase activity. The transcript is spliced from 16 exons. The record is from RefSeq and is a predicted model, not a curated record. NCBI's taxonomy places the organism in Eukaryota, Viridiplantae, Streptophyta, Magnoliopsida, Rosales, Rosaceae. Gene Ontology annotation, biological process: protein phosphorylation.